GCAAGCCAGUUGCGGUUUUCCCCAGUGCAAGAACAGCACAGUUGUCCAUGGUUAGCGGUGUAUUGUUGGCUGUAAAUGUAGUGAACCGUGUGCAGCGGCGAGGAAGCAGCUAUGGUUGUGAGUGUGGACGCUAAAAUCGUGAUUAUUGGAUGCGGUAUAUCCGGUAUAGCAGCGGCGCACAGGCUCGUUAACGCCGGAUUUCACAAUGUGCGGAUAGUUGAAGCGACUGCAAGAAGCGGAGGACGAAUAAAAACAGGCAGAUUGGGUGAUAAUAUUGUUGAGAUCGGUGCAAACUGGAUCCAUGGACCCUCCGAGGGGAACCCCGUGUUUCGUCUGGCCCGUCAGUAUGGGCUCCUGGAUCCAGAGGCCCUCACCCCAGAGAACCAGACCAUUGACGUCGGAGGACAUCCCCCCUGGGUUCCCAACAUCUUCACCAGUUCAGGUCGGAAGCUGAAUACUGAGGACAUCUAUCCUGCUAUGGAGAUGUUUAAUGAGCUGCUGAAUGAGUGCUCAGAAUUUCGUCAAGGAGGAGAACCUGUGGCAAGCGUGGGAGGUUUCAUCCGCUCAGAGGUGCAACAGCGAGCAGCAGAGAAGUGGAAAGAUGUUGACACGGCCACUAAAUCUCUGCAACUGUGUGUGAUCAGUAACAUGCUGAAGGUGGAGUGCUGUGUUAACGGGACUCACAGCAUGGAUGACGUGGGGCUGGGGGCCUUUGGCCUGUAUGAGACUCUACCAGGAUUGGAUUGUACAUUCCCGGGUGGCUACGAAGGUCUUAUCAAAAACUUGAUGUCGGAGCUCCCCGGGGGUUUAGUGACCUACAAUCAGCCUGUGCGCUGUGUCCACUGGAACAACACAGAGAAGAGAGGAAACCCUGUAAUGAUCGAGUGUGACGCUGGGGAGAAGAUUUCUGCUGAUCAUGUUAUCGUCACCGUACCUCUAGGAUACCUAAAGAAGCACCAUUCAGCCCUGUUCCGUCCUCCUCUCCCUCUACACAAGCUGCACUCCAUCCAGAGACUAGGUUUUGGAACAAGCAAUAAAAUCUUUGUGGAGUUUGAUUCACCGUGGUGGGACGCUGCCUGUGAGCUCAUCUCUCUCCUGUGGGAAGAUGAGGACGUCAUGUUGGACCAGGUGCCAGAUGUCCAGAGAUCCUGGAUAAAGAAGUUGUUUGGCUUCACUGUGCUCAAACCCACUGAAAGGUAUGGCCACGUUCUCUGUGGCUGGAUUGCUGGCCGUGAGGCAGAGUACAUGGAGACGCUGUCUGAACUGGAGGUCACACAAAGUGUCACACAGCUCAUCCGCAGGUUUACAGGGAACCCUACCAUCACACCGAGGAGAAUCCUGCGCUCCCAGUGGUUUCAUGACCCCUGGACAAGAGGGUCCUACAGUUACCCUGGAAAAGGCUGUUCAGUGCAGGAUCUGGAGAACAUGAUGGAGCCCCUGCCUACAAAGGGAUCACAGACACAACCCCUGCAGGUGUUGUUUGCUGGAGAGGCUACUCAUCCCUGCUACUACUCCACCGUGCAUGGAGCUCUCCACACUGGGUGGAGGGAAGCUGAUCGACUCAUCUCUCACUACUCCUCCAUCAGUCCAUCUGAGCCGCCCAAGUCAAAGCUUUAAAAGCACAACAAAAAUAGAUUAAUCAGACUCACAGCUACAAUUUCCUGCUGUUUUUGAUCCUGCUGUUUAUUUUAAUCUGCCACUUUAAAACUUUUAGCAGUGAAUUGUUACUCUGCUGAUUUCAGUGCAUUAAUUAAUGGACUUGGCUGGUAAUGUCUACUGGGACAGGUAAUCCACGCAAGUGAUCGAUAUAGUUAUGAUAUUUUCAUUAAAUACAUUAAGGAUACAUCUUUGAAUAAUAACUGAUAAAGGUCUCUUUGUAUAUUUUAGUAAGGAUUUACCGCAGCAGACAAAUUCUCCUCAUUCUGCCUUCAAGAAGUGACCUUAAAAUGAAAUUUUGCACAUAUUAAUCAGAUCAGCAUGAUGGCAAUUCAGUUAUAAGAAUUAGUCAUGAUUUUGUAACGUCAUUGUCUUUUUUUUUUAAGACAGAAUGAAUUACAUACAGUUUUCAACUACACUUUUCAUAAUCUAAUCUUUGAUUAUGGAUGAUUGUAAUUAACUGU
This is a messenger RNA of Chelmon rostratus (copperband butterflyfish), 2120 nucleotides long. It is a transcript of the gene paox, whose product is annotated as polyamine oxidase. Gene Ontology annotation, molecular function: polyamine oxidase activity. The transcript is spliced from 10 exons. Lineage: Eukaryota; Metazoa; Chordata; Actinopteri; Chaetodontiformes; Chaetodontidae. The record is from RefSeq and is a predicted model, not a curated record. The coding region runs from base 112 to 1617 and encodes 501 amino acids.